CAAGUUAACCGGUUACUCUAGCCGAUAUGGCAAUUCACAUAUUUACUUUUCAAUUUCUUUUUCUUUCUUGUGUUCUUUCUCUAUACCUUUUAUCUUCCACUUAAUUACCUGUCCUGUUUUCUUUCUUCUUUCUUUGCUCAACCCAAACGGAGACUUCCACUAGGUUAACGAUUUUGUUCUCAUGGCAUGAGUUUCAAUGACAAGUUUCACAUAGGCGGCAGGAGGUGGAGUCUGAAUCAGGGUUGACCUGGUUCACCUUCAAUCCUUCAUAUCCACCAGAUUUGAGGCGCUCUUUCGUGGUCAUUGCUGGAGAGCCUCAAGAUAACUUUCAGUUCCCUGCAUUUUUUCGAUACCGGUUUGUCAAUGUGGGGCUUCUGCUGCAUAUCAGGUAGAAGGUCCGCCGGAGUAGCAGGUGGCUGGGAAAGAGGGGCUCUUUCCUCUCCUAUUUCUCGGUUUCCGGCGGCUUAUCUUCUUCCUUCUUCUCUGGCUCGUGAUUUCCUCGCUUCUAAUUGCAUUUCAUCUGGCUCUUUCUUUCCCUCAUUUGCAACUAAGAAGACAGAAAAGAAUUUGGUCGAAGAAGAGAGAAGCGGUGGAGGAAAAAAAAAAGAGGAAGAAAAAAGGAGGGUUAGAAAAGAAAUGGUGGAAGAGGAUGAAGAAAAUGCCACGUCGACUACCUCGUCUGGAGAGUUACCAGUUCGAGUGUUUAAUUGGUUUUUAUAGUACAAAAACAUCUUCUCACUUUCCUUUUCCUCCGUAAUAAAAAAAUCUUCCCAUUUUUAAUUUUUCUCAUCACAUCCUCAAUAAUUUUGAAAAUAAUACUCUAUUACUACUAUUUUUUUUGGAUUUAUCCUAUAUUCUAUCACAUUAUUUCACUAUUUUCCCAUCAUAUUCUCAAUUAAUUCAUAUCUUUUUCACUAGUCUUAAUCUACCUACUUUUGAAAUGGGAAAGUUUUUAAAUUAAGGAGGAAGUAAUACAGAGUAUAAGAAUUUAUUUGACAGUUUCUCUAAAAAAUAUUAGGAUAAGUUGACGGGCAAAGCACAUAAAUUUUCAAUAUAUUCCGCAUAAAAUUGUUAUGCAUUAUUUAUCACAUCCUUAUUUGAGCUUGCCGUUUGAUUUGCACGUACUUAUUGGCGGAGUAAUUGCCUCUCCCUCAAGCUGAGUCAAGCCUGGCAUUAAUCCUCAAGCAGUCAUCAGAAAACAGAUUGCAGACAAAAAUGCAGAAUUUUCCGAACCGGAGCCGGCCCCCAAAACUGGAAACCCAAACCGCCCCUAAUCCAGUAUCUAAAACGGGCACUUCUAUUUACCCGGUCUCAUACCCGUUUUUGUUGAUCAGCGGUUCGUGAGAGAAGAAGGCACCGGCGGCCAUGUCGGACGGUGAGGAGUGUGGGGAGAAGAGAGAUGCAGGGGCACCGCAGGUCACCUCGCAGCAAGCCGGCAGCAUUCGCAAGAAUGACUUUCUAGUCAUUAAAGGCCGUCCUUGCAAGGUUACUGAGAUCACCAUUACAAAAACUGGCAAGGACGGGGCUGAACGGUUUCACUUUAUUGGAAUUGAUAUUUUUAUUGGGAAGAAGCUUGAAGAUCUUGUUCCUUCAUCUCAUAAUUGUGAUGUGCCUCAUGUUAGUCGUGGUGAAUAUAAGUUGAUUGGCAUGGAUGAUGGUUUUGCCUCUCAGCUCUUCUAACCGAAAGUGGAGAGACUAAAGAUGACGUGAAACUCCCGGAUGGCGAUUUGCUAUCUACGAGCUAGAAGAAAGCAAAACUUGAACAAGCAAAUGCAGUCUACAGGAGCAGAAGUUUGUUAUUGCAUUAAUUAUGAUGGUUCCUGACUUCCUGUUUGCUAGAACUGGCUGAGGAGAUUGCAGUAACUGCAUUGAAGAGAGCCCUUGAAGCCUUUACACCCAUCUUGCAUCCAACACUUGGUUAGUUGGACAUCCUGUUAGGCUGUAACACUAGCUGACAUUGUUAUGACCUGCAACCUUAGUGUUGGAUUUAAGCUGAUCAUGACAAAGUCAUUUACUUAGGACUUUCCUCAUAUUGAGAGAUAUUUCUGGACUAUGGUUAAGCAGCCAAUUUUUUGUGAAAUAUGGGUGAGAUUAAACAAGCGGAAUCUGUCCCACCUCCACCAUCAAAGAAGCCCGCUGCACAGCCCAAGUAGUAUGCAAAACCAAAAGAGGAACCAGAUAAAGAAGCAAAACCUAAGGAAGAAGCAAAAUGUGGUCUAUCAAUUGCAAGUGGAGAUCAUCAAUUGUGGGUUGGUUUGAUGUUGCUUUUUGGGAUUCAACAUAGGAGAAACAGUGCAUAGUUAAAAUUAUACUACAUACUUUGGAAUAGUAUCAGUGUUUUAAAUGCUUUAUCAAGUAUUAUUAGUAUUUGGUUUAUCAUAAUGAAUAGCUACCUUUUAUUUCAACUGUAUAUAUAACUAUAUGUUAAUUCUUAUAGAGAUGUAUUGAUGUUUAUCCAUUUUUCUGGCAUUGACG
Messenger RNA from Cuscuta epithymum, 2475 nucleotides. NCBI's taxonomy places the organism in Eukaryota, Viridiplantae, Streptophyta, Magnoliopsida, Solanales, Convolvulaceae. The record is from the annotation of a GenBank genome assembly.